CAGUACACUCCCGGGUAAUCAUCCUACAACCUACAUCAUCAUCUUUUCUAGUGUUUUCUUCUCCUCCUCCUCCUCCUAUCAUCAAAAUUCCCUGCCACCACUCAGCUACCCGUGGCAAGAGACAAGAGAGAGAGACACCACCCAUCCAUAAAGCUUCUUUCCUCGACACUUAUCUCUUCUUGUAAAUCCAGCAAACUUUGCAGAGUCCUCAAAAUGUCCUCCAAACCGAGUGGGCAUUAUUUGGAGAGCAGCAGAAAGAGAGGCAGCCAGCAGUCACAGAGAGCGCCACAGCCGUCCUACAGAGGAACACAGCCCGCCCAGCAUAGCCCCCCGUACUAUAGGAGACACACAUAUGCUAUAGACCAGUACCUCUAUGAGAAAGGACUCAAGAGAAAGUACAUAGCUAAAGAUGGCUCCUGUCUCUUUAGAGCUGUCUCAGAACAGGUCUGGCUGGUACAAGCUCACCAUUGGACUCUGAGGAGACAGACUGCUAUGUAUAUCAAGACAAGAAAGGAUCGUUUUAAAUCGUUCUUGACAGAGCCUGUCGAUAAAUAUUGCUUCAGACUUAGCAACUCUUCGAUGUGGGGUGGUGAGAUGGAGCUUGUAGCUCUCUCCGAACUUCUCGAUCGUCACAUCAUCGUCUACUCUGAAGAGAAAGGACAGACUAAAAUCCGGGAAUUCAAUCAUUCCGAAUCUUCUGAUAAAAACUCGAUUAAACUAGCUUAUACUGGUUCUAAUCAUUACGAUGGAGUCUGGGCUGAGACUGAUGAGAGACUAUAUGGAUUUUGUCAAAGUCUUGUAUAUGAUGUCUUGUACAGUGCGGUAUUCAAGAACUCUUCUUUGGUAUCAAAAUCCCGUCAGUUGUCUCUUGGCCAGACGAUGACUCCAAGUUAUGGUCCUCCGGAUCUUUUGAAGGCUUUAUCGAUGUACGUGUUCUCAAAUAUCCCAAUAGAACACGCAAGAAUGGAGAGGAAUGAUCGAGAGUAUCGCGACAGGCAGUUUGCAAGUUCUCUUCAAUACAAAGUCGGAACUAUAUGUGACGUGUCUGUUGAUAAUGAUUUGUUUCGUGCUGAAAUCAUUGACAACCGUGACUACUCCAGAAUAAAAGUGAAAUUUAUUGAUAAUGGAAGAAAGCCAAUGAUAGUGUCAGCUAAGCAAAUCUUUUUUGGUCACAGCAAGAAAAGCACAGGAGGGAGGGAUCAAAGGAGAGGGUACUCUGGUUCAAGGGUCCAAUCCGAGGGUAGUACCUCAAGGAGGGAAGAACCUAAAAACGAGAGACCUCCCCGGGAGACAAAGGACUUUGAGAGAGACCGAAAGUCAAGACAGUCGAAACCGAACAAUGAAAGUAGUGGCCCAGCUCCAGAGAAGAGAGAAACAAGGGGGGGAAGUGGCGGGGGUAAGGGUGAGGGGAGAAUGACCUCGCCAAAACCUCCUAACCCCAAGAUAAGCGAUCGGAGACAACCAGUGAAUCAUUCUAAGGAAAGAGGAGAGAGAGAAGGGCUCAGACAAAGAGACAAGAAAGAAGUGGAUAGAGGAGCAAAAGGAAGCGGUGAUAAUAGAAGAGAUGCUGUUAAAGAAAGAGCUUCUACUCGCGGGGAAACUGUUACGAAAACUAACGAAGGGAUCUCGAAAGAAAAGCCGUCUAAUAAGAGACCGGGGGAAGGAAAAGGAGGCGUGGCCCGGGAGGAAAAGGGAAAGGGAAGCAACGAGAAAGAGGAGAGAGUUCCAAACUCGGAAAGCGAGAAAGUGCUGCAAAGUGAGACUAAACCGUCUCAGAACGGAAACACGUCAAGAACCGACGACCCAAAGGAAACUACCACUUCUUCUCACCCUGAGCAAUAUCAACAGAGACAGAGUCCGAUUGAACAAGCCCCACCCACAGCAAUCCCUCCUCUUUUACCACCAGGGAUCACCAAAGUGGACGAACCACACCCACCAAUUAACAUAGAGCAGCGAGGUCUGAUAUACCAAAUGGCCCAUGGAGAUGGUAAUACUUAUUACAUACACUCAACUGGCAUUGCUCCAGAAGCAGCUGCAGCAGGUGGAGGGUACCUCUACCCGGUGGACGUCUUCUCGUCGACUAGUAACAAUCAUAUACUAGUAACAUCUGGUGCUUCUAGUCUCCACCCACAGCCACACCCCCAACCUUAUUUCUCCGAAGCCCCAGAGUGCGAGUGGCCUAUACUAGUACAGGAUAGCCGUAGUUCUGCUAGUAGUAACUCCAAGGUUGUGGCGGUCGACCAGUUGCAUCCAAAGUCCCUCCACAUUGACGGUCCACCUCCACAGCCUCCGCCUGAGACUAUGUUUGCCGUCCCGCCUACACAUCAGAAUGUGGGCGUGGUCCAGACGUCACCUCACGUGGCGACAACUCAAAACAUCUUCUCAACUGAUCUAGCUCCUCCUCUUCAUCUGCUACACAACAGAACGCAAGAGGACAAGCAGGUCUUCAUGUUUGAAUAUGCCCAGCAGUGUCUCAGCUGCUAUUUCAACUCUGCCAUUGGAGACCAGUCCGACCUUGAAGACCUGAUCGAGGAGCUUCUCGCAAUGUCACUGGAAGAGUUCCUUUCCUCUCCUCCUCGCUAUUCUGACGGAGAACUCUCAACCACUAGUCCUGAUAAUAGUGAGCUGACAGACGAGAGAGAGGUAACUCCACUUAGACUUGUCCUGAAAACCGAAGAGACCGUUUCGCCGUCUAGUACGUCCGAUGACCAGCUUCCGCCGCCACCUCGUGAGCCUACGCCGGUCGGAGAAGAGACAACGGAGGAGACAGUGGUUAAUGGUAAAGAGGCUGAGACUAACGGUGAUGGUGAGAUUGUGAAGGAGGAGGAGGAGGAGGGAGAGGGAGAAGAAGGACAGGAAGUAGAAGAGGUGGAGGAUGAGGGUAUGAAGACAUAUAUGUCACUGCCUCAUCCUGGUGCUAGCCCUUUCAUGAUGCCAUAUCAGCCGUUCAUACCAAUGAUGUAUUCAAUGGGUCCUCAAUUCUUUGGGUAUCAUCAUCCUUAUCGUAUGCCAGCUCCCAUGAUGUUUCCUCCUCCUUACUUUAUGCACCCACCUCCUCAUAUUGUUCCUCCUGAACCUCAAGAAGAGAUCAAUAAUGAUCUUACUGAUGAUGGGGACACGCCUCUUUCUCAGCCCGAGUUUAAGGCCACGCCUCCAGAGUCUAAACCGGCGGCCGUGGAUGUGAGUGAAGUCCCUGUUGUAGCAAAGGAAAAGUCGUCGUCUCCAUCUCCUCGUCCCUCUCCUUCUCCUCCUCCCCCGGUCGCUAGGCAACCGGAUAAACAGGUCCAACCCCCUCGUCAGCGUAAUAAUAAUAAUACUCACGAAACUCGUCACCGUAGCAACCAGGACUCUCGUAGCCAUAGCAACCACGAUUCCUAUCACCGUGGUAACCAUGAGCGUACGUCGAAAGGCCAAAAGAGUAAUAGAUCUUACGAGGCUCGUUAUAGCAGGAAUUUUACGAAUCGGAGCCAUCAGAAUCAGGCGAAACAAUGAUUGAGAAUCAGAUUGUGAACUUGCAUACACACGUACUAUCAUACAUGUACAUAUACAUACAUUCUGAUCAGUUUAUUCAUUAAUUAUUACUACCUUGCCUUGUGUUGGUUUUGUCUUGUUUGUGGUGUAUAAUUAUUCUAUUAAACAACAACAACAACAA
This is a messenger RNA of Amphimedon queenslandica, 3652 nucleotides long. RefSeq names its product bromodomain-containing protein 4-like. The transcript is spliced from 12 exons. The coding region runs from base 214 to 3492 and encodes 1092 amino acids. Gene Ontology annotation, molecular function: cysteine-type deubiquitinase activity; K63-linked deubiquitinase activity. The record is from RefSeq and is a predicted model, not a curated record. Gene Ontology annotation, biological process: protein deubiquitination. Lineage: Eukaryota; Metazoa; Porifera; Demospongiae; Haplosclerida; Niphatidae.